UUUUCCCCUCCCCUCGAUGCCAGGGUCCAAGAUGGCGCUCGCGGCCGCGCUAGGAGGGCCCAGUGAAGCUGAGGCUCUGCCCUUACUCAAGAUGGCCGCCCCCAUCAAGAUGACCGGGGUGUGCCGGGGGUAGAAGGGUGGCGCGGUGGCCUGAGCAGCUGCAGGGUCCGAGCAUGUCGAGGCACCCGGGGUUGGGGUGCUGGGGAGCGGGGGGUGGGGUCAGCGGGGGCUGGGGAGGUCAGUAGCGACCCCUCUCCUGGACCCCACCCCCACCCCUCCCCCAGGCUGAGAUGGGGAACAUGUUGGGCCUGGCUCCCCUGGGAGCUCUGCCCCGCCGAGGUGCCCGUCGGGAGGAGCCGCUGCCCAACCCAGGGAGUUUCGAUGAGUUGCACCGGCUCUGCAAAGAUGUGUUCCCAUCACAGAUGGAAGGAGUCAAGUUCAUUGUCAACAAGGUCCUGAGCAGCCACUUCCAGGUAACCCAUACUGUGCACAUGAGUGCCCUGGGCCUGUCAGGCUAUCACCUCCAUGCUGCUUUUGUUGGUGAUCAGCAGCUCAGUUCUACUGAGGUGUUCCCUACUGUUGUGGGGGAUAUGGACAGCAGUGGUAGCCUCAAUGCGCAGGUCCUGUUUCUCGUGGCAGAGAGGCUCCGAGCCAAGGCCGUCUUCCAGACCCAACAGGCCAAGUUCCUGACAUGGCAAUUUGAUGGGGAGUAUCGGGGGGAUGACUACACUGCCACUCUGACACUGGGGAACCCUGACCUGAUUGGGGAAUCAGUGAUCAUGGUCGCUCACUUCCUGCAGAGCCUUACUCAACGUCUGGUGCUGGGGGGAGAGCUGGUAUAUCACCGGCGCCCAGGAGAGGAGGGGGCUAUCCUGACACUGGCUGGGAAGUACUCUGCUCUGCACUGGGUGGCUACACUGAAUGUGGGGUCAGGCGGGGCCCAUGCAAGUUAUUACCACAGGGCAAAUGAGCAGGUUCAGGUUGGAGUGGAGUUUGAGGCAAACACUCGGUUGCAGGACACCACCUUCUCCUUUGGAUACCACUUGACGCUGCCCCAGGCCAACAUGGUGUUCAGAGGUCUUGUGGAUAGUAAUUGGUGUGUUGCUGCUGUGCUAGAGAAGAAGAUGCCCCCUCUGCCUGUCACCCUGGCACUUGGAGCCUUCCUCAAUCACUGGCGUAACAGAUUUCACUGUGGCUUCAGCAUCACUGUGGGAUGA
This is a messenger RNA of Dromiciops gliroides (monito del monte), 1217 nucleotides long. It is a transcript of the gene TOMM40L, whose product is annotated as translocase of outer mitochondrial membrane 40 like. Lineage: Eukaryota; Metazoa; Chordata; Mammalia; Microbiotheria; Microbiotheriidae. Gene Ontology annotation, molecular function: transmembrane protein transporter activity. The transcript has 10 exons. Gene Ontology annotation, cellular component: mitochondrial outer membrane translocase complex; mitochondrial outer membrane. The record is from RefSeq and is a predicted model, not a curated record. The coding region runs from base 291 to 1217 and encodes 308 amino acids. Gene Ontology annotation, biological process: protein import into mitochondrial matrix.